This is a messenger RNA of Daktulosphaira vitifoliae (grape phylloxera), 1569 nucleotides long. RefSeq names its product serine/threonine-protein kinase RIO2 (gene RIOK2). The transcript is spliced from 7 exons. Gene Ontology annotation, cellular component: preribosome, small subunit precursor; cytosol; nucleus. Bases 77 to 1498 code for a protein of 473 amino acids. NCBI's taxonomy places the organism in Eukaryota, Metazoa, Arthropoda, Insecta, Hemiptera, Phylloxeridae. Gene Ontology annotation, biological process: maturation of SSU-rRNA; protein phosphorylation. The record is from RefSeq and is a predicted model, not a curated record. Gene Ontology annotation, molecular function: ATP binding; protein serine/threonine kinase activity.
UUUUACUAUCAACGUUCUGGACACAUGUUUAAAAUUAAAAUUGAAAAAAAUUCUGAUAUUGCGCUUAAAAAUAAUAAUGGGAAAAUUAAAUGUGACUAUGCUUCGCUAUUUAACAAAAGAAGACUUUCGAGUUUUAACUGCUAUUGAAAUGGGUAUGAAAAAUCAUGAACUUGUUCCAGGAGCCUUAGCAGCUUCAAUUGCUAACUUACAUCACGGCGGUGUACAUAAAAUUCUUAAAGAACUUUGUAAACAUCGUUUAUUAACAUAUGAAAGAGGAAAAAAGUAUGAUGGUUAUAGAUUAACAAAUACUGGUUAUGAUUAUCUUGCCCUUAAAACUCUUACAAGUCGCCAAGUAAUUUCUUCGUUUGGAAACCAAAUAGGAGUUGGCAAGGAAUCAAAUAUUUAUGUAGUAGCUGAUUCUGAAGAUAAACCUAUAUGUUUAAAAUUACAUAGAUUAGGAAGAACAUGCUUUCGAAAUUUGAAAGAAAAAAGGGAUUAUCAUGCUCAUCGACAUAAAGUUGGGUGGUUAUAUUUAUCACGAAUUUCUGCUACUAAAGAGUUUGCAUAUAUGGAAGCUUUAGCUAAAAGAGAUUUUCCUGUUCCAAAACCUAUUGAUAUUAAUAGACAUUGUGUAGUCAUGGAACUAAUCAAUGGACAUCCUUUAUGUCGCCUUUAUGAAAUAGAUGAUGUAGAAAAUUUGUAUGAUGAACUAAUGGAUUUAAUUGUACGUCUUGGUCAACAUGGAGUUAUUCAUGGCGAUUUUAAUGAAUUCAAUAUAAUGAUAAAUGAUGAGCAAAAACCAGUCAUUAUUGAUUUUCCUCAAAUGAUGUCUACCUCUCAUCCAAAUGCACAAAUGUAUUUUGAAAGAGAUGUUAACUGUAUUAGAGAUUUUUUCAAAAAAAGAUUUAAUUAUGAAAGCCAUUUAUAUCCAAUAUUUGAAGAUAUAGCUGAUAGAGAAGAAUUUUUAGAUGUUGAAGUAUCUGCAAGUGGUUUUACUAAGAAUAUGGAUCAAGUACUUCUACAUGAAAUGGGUCUAAUUGACAAAAUAGACAGUUCUAAUGAAGAUGAUAAUGUUUCUUACAAAAAUGAAAAAGAAGAAAUAGAACAUUUAUCCCAACAAGUUUCAGAACUCAUGAAAGCAGAGGAUUCAUCACCAUCUAGUAAAAAAUGUUCAUUACCUGAAAAAGAAUUAACAUCAUGUCAUGAUACAUCCAAAUCAGAUUCUGAGGAAUAUAUAUCUUUAAGUGGAAGUGAUGAUUGUGAUAGUGUUGUUUCCUCUAAAGUAUGUUAUUCAGAUAUUCAUAGCGUUAGAAGUGUUACCACAUCUACUACUAUACCACCAGAAGUAAUAAGAGACAAAGUAAAAAAGGCUCUUGAAAAAAGAGACAGAGUUGCUGUUCAACGUAGACGUUUAGCUAAAGGUGAAGCAAGUGCCGUAUCUCGCCAGCGAAAAGAAAAUAGAGAUUUAAUCAAAGACAGUUUUGGUAUUUGGGGUUAAUAGAGUAAACAAUAUUUAACUUUUAUUUUUAUUGAAAAUUAAAAAACUCAUUACAAAAAUCUUGACUUGUA